This is a messenger RNA of Neltuma alba, 537 nucleotides long. RefSeq lists its product as uncharacterized. Lineage: Eukaryota; Viridiplantae; Streptophyta; Magnoliopsida; Fabales; Fabaceae. The record is from RefSeq and is a predicted model, not a curated record. Bases 184 to 537 code for a protein of 117 amino acids. The transcript is spliced from 9 exons.
UAUAAUGAAGCUGAGUUUUUACCCGGUCGAUGUGACACUGCAGCCAUUGCCGCUCUGAUUCGGCAACUAGCUCAGGAGAUUAGGGAGCUGACCUUAUCCAAUCCUGCAGUCACCUUCAACUGCAAUUGUUCCUGUAAAGGGAGUUAUGCAUCUUACCUAUUGCCAGCCGCUGCAUUAGUAGCUAUGGGAUUUUGUUACAUGUGGUGUAAGGGAUGGUCAUUUUCUGAUGUAAUAUCUGUGACAAAGCAAUUGGAGAGUGUACCUGAAAAAAUAGAUUCAACUAGAGGGCAUCUAACAGAGAAGCUAGAAGUUUUGAGCCUGAAAGUUGAGGAGCAAAUUGAGUUAAACCAGCUUAAUGCUAAUGAUGUGAAUGAAAUGAAGGUAAAACUUUCACAAAUUCAGCUUGAAGCCACCAAUGAAAAGAUUUCCAGGAUGGACGAAAAGCUCAAGCUUGCUGAAAGCAAACAGAAUGAGACUAACGAAGCUGUCUGGCAUCUGUGCCAAAGAUUCUUCAUCUUCAAGGUCCAUGCCCAUUAA